AUGGUUAUGCUGAGCGAACAACCUUUCCGGUCGAGUUUGCAGGUGGCGCCCCUCACAAUCCAGAAAUCCAGGUCCGGCUCGACUGGCGAUGCAUCGACAACCGACGCCUCUUCUUCCACCAAUCCUUACCAACGAUCAGAGAUGACUCCCCCGGCCACCCCCGAGGGGUCGCAGGAGGACCUCAACUCGCCUUCGAACCCACCGCCCGUCUUCCACAACUUCCUGCGAGCAUUCUACCCCUUCCAUCCCAGCUAUGCCAUGACCGACUCCGCCGUCACAUUACCGCUAAACGAGGGCGACAUCGUCCUGGUGCAUUCUAUACACACAAAUGGCUGGGCCGACGGCACAUUACUGGUGUCGGGCGCGCGAGGAUGGCUGCCCACCAACUACUGCUACGCCUACGACCCCGACGAGAUGCGGAAUCUGCUCAAGGCCCUCCUCAACUUCUGGGACUUGUGCCGCAGCACAGCCGUCAACGACAGCGAGAUCUUUGGCAACCAGGAGUUCAUGAAGGGCAUCAUUGCCGGCGUGCGCUAUCUUUUGGAACGGACACAUUGUUUGACCCGCGAAUCAUCGGUCGUGCAACGCCACGAUGGGCUGCGCAGGGGCAGGAAAUCGCUACUUUCCGAACUAUCAGCCCUGGUCAAGACAGCUAAGCGCUUACAGGAGCAGCAGAAGAUAUCCAGCCCCACCGACGCUGUCAACGACACCGUCGAUGAGAUGAUACUAAAGGCCUUCAAGAUUGUCACCAAGGGCGUCCGAUUCCUCGACAUCCUGGAAGAGGACAGGCAAUCACGGGCACCGGCCGUGACCUUGAUGCCGACGGUAAUGGAGGAAAACUACGUCCCGCCGACGCCACCCGCAGACGCGACAAGUUUUGACGACGACCGGAGUACAAUCAAGUCCCAUGAUGCAGGUUCCCGUGCGGGCGACAGCGGAUUGGCUCCCGAGUCACCCACAGCCGGAGCUAGUGAGGAAACACAAAUAGGCAGUCCCGCCAGCGACCGUUUGUCAACCGGACGCUCCGCUGGCACAGGUGCACGGCUGUCUCAGAACAGCCAGAGGGCUGUCAACUUUAGCCGCCUGUCGUCCAGUAUUGCUCACCGGGUCUCUCUCGCUGGCCCCUCGCCGCUAUCAAGGCCGCAGCACCUUGUCUCGGAGCGUCUCACCGCCAGCCAUGACACUUUCCUCUCGCACCUUGGCUCAUUCAUCGGCCGAUUGCACCUCCAGUCACAGUCGCGACCACACCUCGCACUGGCCAUCAAGCAGUCGGCUACCUCCGGCGGAGAGCUCCUGGUGGUUGUCGACGUUGUGUGCGCCCACAGUUCUCUAACCAAGGAGCUAUUAGAACAACCCCGAGCUGCCAUGUACGACCGCGUUUUAGAUCUCGUGCACGCCGCCCGCGAUAUUUUGCACCAAGACAAUGGCCCCGAGCUGGCCGAAAUCAUCAUGACCGAGGACAACAGCAGACUCUUGUCUGCUGCGACCGGCUGCGUCAGGGCCACCGGCGAGUGUGUCGCCAAGACGAAAUGGGUCAUUGAGAGGAUAGGCGACUUUGAGUUCGAGCUGGAAGAUGGUACUAUGGGACUUGACCUGGAUCUUGGGGCUCUGGACAUCGUCGGAGAAGAGCGUGAAAGGUCUGGAAGCAUUGUCUCCAUCCCCGCCUCAAUCCACAAGCCCUUGCCGAAGGACAAGCCCCUGCCACAAGUCCCGUAUUCAGCAUACCCCGACAGUGAUGACACCGAGCCUCUUGUCAUGCCACUCCCACCUCGGCGGGAAUCACUCCUCUUCUCCGAUGGUAAUACCUCCGACAGCGCAACAUCAGUCUCCUCAAUCCGCCCCAGCCUUCCGCCACUACCUAAGCUGUCGACAUCCUUCGCGCCCGAAGACUAUAGCCCGACCAACUCCGCCAACCCCGAAAGCGAGGGGCGAUCCUCCUACCAGCGCGAAAGCCUGAAUGCCACCAGCUCUGCAAACAGCAGUGCUUACCUCAACAGAGGCUCUGAAUCAAGCCUCCUGUCUCAGACAUCCACCCGCGCCACCACACCAGACCAGCAUCUCGGACCCAAGCUUCAACCAUCGAUCUCUGAACUGAGCACCACCAGCAAUAAUGGCGAGGAGGUCGAAGAGGUGGAGUCAAGGCUCCUGGAGAAGACCUAUGCGCAUGAGCUCAUGUUUAACAAGGAAGGUCUGGUUGUCGGUGGCUCCCUGCCGGCCUUAGUGGAGCGUUUGACCACCCACGUAUCCACACCUGACGCAUUGUUUGUCUCGACCUUCUUCCUGACAUUCAGACUCUUCUGUACCCCGACGAAACUCGCCGAGGCUCUGAUUGACCGUUUCGAGUACGUCGGUGACUCGCCGCAUAUGUCUGGGCCGGUCCGCUUGAGGGUGUACAACGUCUUGAAGGGUUGGAUGGAGUCACAUUGGCGAGACGAGACGGACCACAAGGCACUGGAGCUGAUUAAGCUCUUCGCUGAGUCUAGGCUUCACUCGGCCUUGCCUUCAGCUAGCAAGCGCCUCCUCGACCUUGUGCAACGUGUCUCUUCUACAGAUACAACCCUUGUACCUCGCUUCGUCUCGUCCAUGGGCAAGAACAACGCCGCCGUUUCGCAGUACAUAGCAGUGGACACGCCGAUGCCGGCACCAGCACUCACCAAGAGCCAAGCGCAUACCCUGGUCGCCUGGAAGGCUGGCGGAAGCUGCCCAACGAUUCUGGAUUUCGAUCCUCUGGAGAUUGCUCGCCAGAUCACAGUUAAGCAAAUGGGCAUCUUCUGCUCUAUCCUGCCGGAGGAGCUACUCGGAUCUCAAUGGAUGAAGAAGGGUGGCGUGGGUUCACCCAACGUCAAGGCUCUUACUGCCCUGUCUACUGAGCUGUCCAACCUAGUCGCUGAGAACGUUCUGCACUACAACGAGGUCAAGAAGAGAGCCGCUGUUAUCAAGCAGUGGAUCAAGAUUGCCCACCAGUGUCUCGAGCUCAACAACUAUGACGCGCUAAUGGCCAUCAUCUGCAGCCUGAACAGCUCAACUAUCACACGCCUGCGCAAGACGUGGGACAUUGUGUCACCCAAGCGGCGCGAGAUGCUCAAGGCUCUCCAGGCUAUCGUUGAGCCAGCCCAGAACCACAAGGCGCUCCGCGCGCGCCUCGCCGACCAUGUCCCACCUUGCCUUCCCUUCCAGGGCAUGUUCCUGACCGACCUGACCUUCGUUGACAUUGGCAACCCAGCUACGAAGCAACUGCAGGGCGAGGACGGCAACGACAUGACUGUUGUCAACUUCGACAAGCACACGCGCACGGCCAAGAUCAUCGGCGACCUCCAGCGAUUCCAGAUCCCCUACCGGCUCACCGAGCUGCCCGACAUGCAGGAGUGGCUCCAAUCCGAGCUGGAACGCGUCCAUGACUCGGACCCGAAGAGCAACGUCCAGGUCAGUUACUACCGCAAGAGUCUCUUGCUGGAGCCGAGGGAGAACCAGAUCCCGCGGACUCCAGUGGAGGGCCCCGGUGGUGUGAAUGCGCAGGGCAUGUUCACCUGGAGGAAGAUUGGGACGUCCAACUCAAAGACUAUGAACAGCGCGCUCACCAAUGACUCCUCUUAA
This is a messenger RNA of Diaporthe amygdali, 3594 nucleotides long. RefSeq lists its product as uncharacterized. NCBI's taxonomy places the organism in Eukaryota, Fungi, Ascomycota, Sordariomycetes, Diaporthales, Diaporthaceae. The coding region runs from base 1 to 3594 and encodes 1197 amino acids. Gene Ontology annotation, biological process: Ras protein signal transduction; positive regulation of GTPase activity. The record is from RefSeq and is a predicted model, not a curated record. Gene Ontology annotation, cellular component: plasma membrane. The transcript is spliced from 2 exons. Gene Ontology annotation, molecular function: protein binding; guanyl-nucleotide exchange factor activity.